AUGGGACCUACUAGGAGCGAUGGCGCCCCCAUGAGCGCUCCUAGGGGCGGUGGCGGCCCUAAGGGCCCUCCCAUAGGCGGAGGCGCCCUUGAGUGCCCGCCCAGGAGCAGCUGGGGCCCUGCCCUGGGCAGCUUGCCCCUACGGGACCUACCAAUGUGUGGCAGCGCCCUCACGAACCCUCCCAAGGGCGGUGGCGCCCUUAGUGGCCCUCCCAGGAACGGCAGAGUCCCCAAGGGCCCUACCAGAGGCGACCCUCCUGGGAGCUCUAUAGCUUGGAGACCUGCUAGGUGCUGGUGCGCCACCAAUGGACCUCACAGGUGCGAUGGCAUCCGCAUGGUCCCUCCCAGGGGCGGUGGCGCCUUCAAGGUUCCUUCCAGAAGAAGUGUCGUCCCGAGGGUGCCUGUCACCGACGAUAGCGCUCCCAGGGGCAGCGGCUCCCACAGCCCGGGCUUUCGAGACCUGCUAGGUGCUGGUGCGCCACCAAUGGACCUCACAGGUGGUAACGCAUCCAUGGUCCUCUGGGACGCCUUCAGGUUCCUUCAGAAGAAGUGUCGUCCGAGGGGCGAUGGCAAGACACGGGAGCCCUCCUGGCGGAGAGCGCCCGCUCCAGGUGCCGUCGGGGAGCAGCUGGGGCCCUGCCCUGGGCAGCUUGUCCCUACGGGACCUACCAGGGGUGGCAGCGCCCUCACGAACUCUCCCAAGGGCGGUGGCGCCCUUAGUGGCCCUCACAGGAACGGCAGAGUCCCCAAGGGCCCUAACAGAGGCGACCCUCUUGGGAGCUCUGUAGCUUGGAGACCUGCUAGGUGCUGGUGUGCCACCAAUGGACCUCACAGGUGUGGGGGCGCCGUCAGGGGCCCUCCCAGGGCUGUCGGCGCCCCCAAGGACCUUUCCAGUUCCGGCGGCAUCCCUAGGUGCCUUCUAAGAGGCUGCAGCGCCCCCAGGGCCCUCCCAGGAGUGGUGGUGCCUCCAGGAAAACUCCCUGGGGUGGUGUCGCCCACAAUUGCCCUCCCAAGGGCAGUGGUGCCCACAGAGGCCCUCUGA
Molecule: messenger RNA, 1041 nt
Organism: Homarus americanus (American lobster)
Lineage: Eukaryota; Metazoa; Arthropoda; Malacostraca; Decapoda; Nephropidae
Product: basic salivary proline-rich protein 2-like
Exons: 5
Coding region: 1-1041 (346 amino acids)
Source: RefSeq, a predicted model, not a curated record